AUGACCCGCUUCUUCAGUUACUUCAACAACCUAUCCAGCGGCUACCCCGCAAACUACGGCACAACAGCCAAUGAUCCCCGCCGCUAUCAUCAUUCUCCUGGAUUAAGAGGCCUCUACGGCCAUCAGAUGCAGCACAACUACCCCUACCCAAGAGCAAACAACUGGACAAGUAACAGUAACGGCAGCAGCCGACUAACCAGUAUCCCUCGAUCCUCUCCACGAAGCUCCUUCACAAGCGGACUCUUCAACGUCUCGGAUAGCACACUUACUAGCAUAAGAGGCUUGACUCCGCAAGUAGCUCCACAAGCGGGAUGUUUAAUGGAUCCUGGUAUGGUGGGAGUCGGACGAGUAGCUCGAGUGGUUAUAGUGGCUUAG
Cadophora gregata is the source of this 375-nucleotide messenger RNA. RefSeq lists its product as uncharacterized. Lineage: Eukaryota; Fungi; Ascomycota; Leotiomycetes; Helotiales; Ploettnerulaceae. The transcript has a single exon. Bases 1 to 375 code for a protein of 124 amino acids. The record is from RefSeq and is a predicted model, not a curated record.